Messenger RNA from Tupaia belangeri chinensis (Chinese tree shrew), 1749 nucleotides. RefSeq names its product enolase 3 (gene ENO3). The coding region runs from base 361 to 1665 and encodes 434 amino acids. Lineage: Eukaryota; Metazoa; Chordata; Mammalia; Scandentia; Tupaiidae. Gene Ontology annotation, biological process: glycolytic process. The record is from RefSeq and is a predicted model, not a curated record. Gene Ontology annotation, cellular component: phosphopyruvate hydratase complex. Gene Ontology annotation, molecular function: phosphopyruvate hydratase activity; magnesium ion binding. The transcript has 12 exons.
GCUGCCGUCCGGACCGCGGCUCUGCUAGCUGUGCAGCAGCCCUCGCACCGCCACUUCCUGCUCCUCCCCCCCCCCUAGAUUUUUAUUUGCAAAGGGCGGUAGGGGCGGGGCCUGCUCCCCAUUCCCUCCCCCCUCUCUCGUUUGCCCAGAGACCGAACUUUGCAAAUGCAAUUUUAAAAAUCCCUCCCCCUAUUGCAAAAUGUGCAGAGUUCGAUGGAAAGCAAUGUAAAUGGCUGGGGAGGGGACAGGAAAGGGGUUAAGGUUAGGGCUCGGUCUAGCUCGCACUCAAUAUAAACCAGACCUGGGUAUAAGGCACGGGACUGAGCCACAGGAGGAACGAAAGAGAAAGGACUAACAGCCAUGGCCAUGCAGAAAAUCUUUGCCCGGGAAAUCCUGGACUCCAGGGGCAACCCCACGGUGGAGGUGGACCUGCACACAGCCAAGGGCCGAUUCCGAGCAGCUGUGCCCAGCGGAGCUUCCACAGGUAUCUAUGAAGCUCUGGAACUAAGAGAUGGAGACAAAUCCCGCUACCUGGGGAAAGGAGUCCUGAAGGCUGUGGAGCACAUCAAUAAGACUCUAGGCCCUGCUCUGCUGGAGAAGAAACUAAGUGUUGUGGAUCAAGAAAAAGUUGACAAGUUCAUGAUUGAGCUGGAUGGGACCGAGAAUAAGUCCAAGUUUGGGGCCAAUGCCAUCCUGGGCGUGUCCCUGGCCGUGUGUAAGGCGGGAGCUGCUGAGAAGGGAGUCCCACUCUACCGACACAUCGCAGAUCUCGCUGGGAACCCGGACCUCGUCCUCCCAGUGCCUGCCUUCAAUGUGAUCAAUGGAGGCUCCCAUGCUGGGAACAAGCUGGCCAUGCAGGAGUUCAUGAUUCUGCCCGUGGGAGCCAGCUCCUUCAAGGAAGCCAUGCGCAUUGGCGCCGAGGUCUACCACCACCUCAAGGGAGUCAUCAAGGCCAAGUAUGGAAAAGACGCCACCAACGUGGGUGAUGAGGGCGGCUUCGCACCCAACAUCCUGGAGAACAAUGAAGCCCUGGAGCUGCUGAAGACGGCCAUCCAAGCUGCUGGUUACCCGGACAAGGUAGUGAUUGGCAUGGAUGUGGCGGCAUCUGAGUUCUACCGCAAUGGGAAGUACGAUCUUGAUUUCAAGUCACCUGAUGACCCCGCAAGGCACAUCACUGGCGAGAAGCUCGGGGAGCUGUACAAGAGCUUCAUAAAGAACUACCCUGUGGUCUCUAUCGAGGACCCGUUUGACCAGGAUGAUUGGGGCACUUGGACCUCGUUCCUCUCGGGAGUGGACAUCCAGAUCGUGGGGGAUGACCUCACUGUCACGAACCCUAAGAGGAUUGCCCAGGCUGUUGAGAAGAAAGCCUGCAACUGUCUGCUGCUGAAGGUCAACCAGAUUGGCUCAGUGACCGAGUCCAUCCAGGCCUGCAAACUGGCUCAGUCUAAUGGCUGGGGGGUGAUGGUGAGCCACCGCUCAGGGGAGACAGAGGAUACGUUCAUUGCUGACCUCGUGGUGGGACUCUGCACAGGACAGAUCAAGACAGGCGCCCCCUGCCGCUCUGAGCGUCUGGCUAAAUACAACCAACUUAUGAGGAUUGAGGAGGCUCUUGGAGACAAGGCCGUUUUUGCUGGACGCAAGUUCCGUAAUCCAAAGGCCAAGUAAGAAGAUGGAAUCCCCAGAGCCCACCCAGACAGACCCAGUUCUUCGAGCCCUUCUCCCUGAAAUAAACACUGGUGCCAACCAAGA